Messenger RNA from Didymosphaeria variabile, 939 nucleotides. RefSeq lists its product as uncharacterized. Lineage: Eukaryota; Fungi; Ascomycota; Dothideomycetes; Pleosporales; Didymosphaeriaceae. Gene Ontology annotation, molecular function: oxidoreductase activity. Bases 1 to 939 code for a protein of 312 amino acids. The transcript has 2 exons. The record is from RefSeq and is a predicted model, not a curated record.
AUGCUGCCCUCGUUACUGGUCCUUAGUAUCGCACCUCUUUUCUGCAGAGCUGACGUCAUAGAAGUUGACCCGCGACGAGACCUUACCCUCGCGAAAAGAAUGUCUGGCACGCAACCUCUAAGAAUACUCAUCACCGGCGGAGCACGUGGUAUCGGACGCGGACUCUUUCGACACUUUUUGGGCGCCGGACACUCCGUUUACAUACUCGAUGCCAACUCAAUCGAGCUCGAGCACGUCAAAAAGUCAGCGGAUAAAUGGAAGUCAGCCUCAUCCCAAGCCAUAUGGAAAGCUUCUCUCUGCGAUCUGCGAGAUCGAGAAUACAUCAAAUCCAUUGUUGAUGACGUGAAAGACGUGUUCGACGGAAAACUCGAUGUUCUCAUCAACAACGCUAUGGCAACCGAAGGGGUUGGAGCGGGCAAGCCCAUGGAGGACGAUGGCGACGAGACCAUGGAAGACUGGGACACGAAGAUUGCCGUUGGCCUGACUGCGCCAUACGUGCUCAGUCGUCUAUGUGUACCUCUUUUGAAGGCCGGAUCAAGCGCGCCAGGCUCCCCAGGUACCAUCAUCAACAUCUCGUCGACGCGUGCCCACCAGGCUGAAGAUAAUCAUGAGGCAUAUUCGGCUGCCAAAGCUGGUAUUCUUGGAUUGACACAGUCGAUGAGCGUAUCUUUAGGCCACAGACACAAGAUUCGCGUGAAUGCAAUCUUGCCAGGGUGGAUCCACGUGAUGAACGAACGAGCGGAGGCUGACGUGUCUGGUGCAGCAUGGGAAGAGGGCCUGACUAAGGAGGAUGCUGAAUGGCAUCCGGCUGGAAGGGUGGGAAAGGUGGACGAUGUUGCUAAGGCUGCUGAGUAUCUGAUUGGGACAGGCUUCGUUACGGGACAAGAAGUGGUGAUAGAUGGAGGCGUCGGACGGAAGAUGGUGUAUCCUGAGGAAUAA